Molecule: messenger RNA, 3515 nt
Organism: Prorocentrum cordatum
Lineage: Eukaryota; Dinophyceae; Prorocentrales; Prorocentraceae
Source: the annotation of a GenBank genome assembly
GCAACGCGGGCUGCGGAGAGCGCCCUGGCCCGGCCGUCCUGUGGAUGAUGGCCCUGGCCGCCGUGUGCAGUUUCGUGCUCAUCAGCCUGAGCAGCGUUGCCGCCCGCCGCCUCGUCCCGGCCGUGAAUCCGAUCGGACCUCUGAGGCUCGGCAUAUGUACCCCAGGUGGCGACGUGUACGAUGAGGACUUUUCGGGCCCGACCGUCGACAUCGCCGCGGCCCGCCUCUGUCCUGACCGCGGUCGGCUUCCUGGCAUCACGGCGGCGGUCAGUUACCGCUGCAGGCGGGCCCCGACAGCUGUGGAAGAGGUCGCCUUCGACACGGCGGACGAGGCCUACGCGGCGGCGGCGCUCGCGUCCGAGGCGGCCGCUGGCAGGCAGGCCUUCGCAGCCCCUGCUGCCGGGUGCCAGGUGCCCCUCGCCGCGGGAGGCGGCCCCACGGGCCUGCCCGUGGCCGCUGGUGCCGCGCCCGGCGCCCAGAUCGUGCCUGCGAUCGGAUCGGCGCCGCUGGCGCCCGCGGCGGGGUUCACCGGCGCGGCCACCGCCCAGUGGGUCAAGACCGAGAGCAUGGUUUUCGCCUGCUGUGGUGAUUCAAUCUCGCUCCCGGCGAACACCAUCGUGCACGGCGAGUCCGCCAUCAUGCAGGCGCCCGACAGAUUCAGCAUCGUGCUCAAGGACGUCCAGUCCCUGGACACAGCGGUGUACGCCGCCCUGGAGGCGUUGCGGGACCCGCACUACGUGGACGGCUCGGCUUACAUUGUGGCCCGGCCUCGCCGUCGCUGGAACGACGUGUGCAAGGAACUCGUGAAGGCCGCCUACGUCUUGUGGACGGUUCCCGGGCCUCGCGUGGUGAAGUGGUGUGCGGAGUGGUUCGACCUGUAUUCGUCUGCGCCCGUGGUGCACCACCCGCAAUUCAUGAGCGUGUUCGAGCUGAAGCCGGACUCGUGGGGGGUGGAGCUCCACGGCCCUGCUUUGCACGUGCUGGGGGAGGCGGCCGAGUACGACGGUGUGAACAUCCGCGAUUCGGUGGGCAUCGAGUCGUUCUUGCGUCGGGCUCAGCUCUCGGAAUAUGUCUACUGGAUGGACUCCAUGGGGGCCGCCGAGAAUGUCGGGAGGGACAAGACUCCCCGCGUCUCGACGAUCACGUUCGUCGGCCUCAUGGUUGGGGUGGCCAUCCUAUCCGGCUUUAACAAGAACACAGGCUCGGCCAUGGCGUGUCCAGCGUCCCUGGAUCAUGCGACUCGUGAGGCAUACACGGAUGCCGCGAUUUUGAAACCAGUUCGGAAAGCCAAGGCCGGCCUGGUGGCGUGGGGGGUAGAAUGCAAAGCUUCGGUUGGGAUCUUCGCCGUGUAUGAGAAGUCAGGGAAGCUUCGAGUUAUUAUUGACGGUCGUAUCUCGAGUUGCUGGUUCGACGACUCCGAUGCCGUGCACUUGGCGAGUGGGUCCUCGUUCACGUCCAUCCAGGUUGACUCUCAAGAUCCUAUCUGUGUCGGCGGCGUCGACGUGGCCAACGCCUUUUACAACGUUGCCCUGCCCAAGGGUCUCCAGGAGUUCUUCGGUCUUCCAAGGAUCCGUGCUGGACAGGUUGGAGUCUCGGAGGUGAAUGGGGCCCCGGUGGCCCCGAAUACCUACAUCGCCCCCCGUUUCACCGCGAUCCCUAUGGGUUGGAAGCUCUCUUUGUGGCUGACGCAACGUGCCCUGGAGAUCCUCUCGAGGCGGGCCCCCGGCGUCGAGGAGGCGAAUGCCCUGUUCGACGGGCGCCCGGCUCCGCCCUUGACGCCACUGAUCCACACAGAGUACGUUGAUAAUUUUGUCGCUUUCAGUCAGUGCCAGCGGGCCGCCGGAGAUGCUGCCCGCGCAGUCCCCUCGGAGCUCGCGCGAGCUAGUUUGCCCGUGCACCCGGUGGAGGACACGAGGGGAGGGGCGACCUUGGGGUGGACUUUCUCGGGCGACUCGGCCGAGGUAUCAAUUGUGGACGCUUCAAGUUGGGGCAUGGGCGCGUGUAUCCAGGACCUGGGCCACCGCGUCGUCGCGGACCUAGGCGAGCUCAACGAACGCUGGAGGGGGAUGAUGCGGAUCUGCCGACAGCACGCCGCGCUGGCCCUCGCGUCCUUCUCCUACCACAUAUGGCGGUGGGUCCCGUCUGAGCACGACGCCAGCGACCCCCCAUCUCGCAGCGUGCGCCUGGCUCGAGCGCCGGCCAGUACUCGUCUGCCUGGGCCUCCGCCCGGGCUCGAGGCCCUGGUCCCAGCUCCGCCGCGGCGCGCGGGUGCUCCUGUGGCCUGGGGCGCGGCCGCCUGCGCCGCCCGCGAGCGUCGCGUCCGCUCCGCCGGCCACGCCCUCAGAGACGCUUUCGACGGCUUCGGCCCCUUUGGCGACUCGAAGGGGGCCGCGCAGAUGGCAAGCUCCGCGCACGCCCGAGCACCUCGCGGCGUGCUCAGCCGACCAGCGCUGGAGAGCGCUCGGCGCGAGGAUCGCCGUCGCGCUCGGGUUCGCCAGCACCCGCGGGAGGCAGUGGCGGGGUGCCCGGGGCACUCGCUGUUAGAGCGGAGCGUGGUGCGGCCGGCCCAGCAGGAGCGGUGCCGCGAGAUGGUUCAGACUUUCAGCACCUGGACGGUUGCCCCGGGCCUCCCCACGUCGACGCUGGCCGAGCUCGACCACGCGGCGGUGGCGUACUUCCACGACCUCUUCUUCAACGGCGAGGUGGUGGACCACGCGUCGGCGCUGCUGGCCGCGCUUGCGUUCUGCGAUCCUCGUGUGACUCGGCGGACCCCAGAACUCCCUCGGGCCCGUCGGGCCCUGAAGGGCUUCGGGAAGCUUGCGCCGUCUCGGGCGCGGCUUCCCCUGCCGUCGACGGUGGUGGCUCUGAUCAUCGCCAAGCUGCUGGCCCUGGGCCUGGCCGAGGCAUCCUGGCUGACGCUCCUGAACUUCGUGUUCUAUUGCCGCCCCUCGGAGCUGCUGAGGCUCCGCUGCCGGGACCUCGUCGCGCCGCCCCGCGGCGGCCCGGUCGCCAUGCGGAAGUGGAGCCUCUUGCUCAACCCGAUCGAGGGCGGCGUGCCGAGCAAGACUGCCGUGUUCGACGAGAGCCUGCUGCACGACAGCGUGGAGUUCGCCUGGGUCAACCUGGUCCUCGAGGUGAUCAAGGACCGCCGAGACCCCGACGACCUGAUCGUCGGCUUGACCUACGCGCAGUGGUGCAGCCAGUUCCAGCAGGCCGUGAACGCGCUGCCGCUGUCCGCGCUGGCGCCGAUCUCCCUGUACCAGCUCAGGCACGGCGGGGCCAGCCGCGAGAUUCUCGGCGGGGGGCGCGACGCGACCGGGGUGAAGAAGCGCGGCCGAUGGCAGUCAGACGCGUCCCUCCACCGGUACGUCAAGGCCGGCCGCUUGAACGAACAGCUACAGCGCCUCGACGUCCCCGUGCAGGAAGUCGCCGCCGAGUGUGCCGAGCGACUGUCGUCCAUGAUCCUCGCGCCAUCCCGAGCCUUCUCGCUGCUCCGCAGGAAGGGUUUGUACUAG